Messenger RNA from Arachis stenosperma, 585 nucleotides. RefSeq names its product thioredoxin H1-like. The transcript has 3 exons. Lineage: Eukaryota; Viridiplantae; Streptophyta; Magnoliopsida; Fabales; Fabaceae. The coding region runs from base 139 to 483 and encodes 114 amino acids. The record is from RefSeq and is a predicted model, not a curated record. Gene Ontology annotation, molecular function: protein-disulfide reductase activity.
UAUUGGGGUCUAAGGCAUGAAUAAGUGGUGACCAGUUUUUUGGUUUCAACGUCCUAUUUUUCAUUUGUUGCUAAACGAAGAAGAAUCAUCAAAGAGAAAGGUUAAUAAUUGUUUUUAUUUGGAAGAGAAAAAUUAGAAAUGGCAGAAGGACAAGUCAUCCCUGUUAAAAGCCUUCAGACAUGGAAGGAUCAACUCAAGUUAGGAACCGAUUCCAAGAAGCUGGUUGCGGUGGAUUUCACAGCUACUUGGUGUGGUCCAUGCCGUUUCAUUGGUCCAGUUUUUGCAGAUCUUGCUAAGAAGACACCCAAUGUAAUCUUUCUCAAGGUGGAUGUAGAUGAAAUGAGGGAUAUUGCUGAGGAAUGGGGAGUAGAAGCAAUGCCAACCUUCAUAUUCUUCAAAGAAGGCAAGGCAGUGGAUAGGGUUGUUGGUGCCAAGAAGGAAGAACUAGAACAUGCAAUAGCCAAGCAUUCAGCUUCUUAUUAAAUUUGUUGUAAUAUCAAUCCCUACUUUUUAGACCCAAUUUGCUUAUUAUUCUCAAAAUAAGAUAAUUCUAGAUGGUUACUAUCAAUGAAGCUUUUGGUAACA